Molecule: messenger RNA, 1851 nt
Organism: Carcharodon carcharias (great white shark)
Lineage: Eukaryota; Metazoa; Chordata; Chondrichthyes; Lamniformes; Lamnidae
Product: peptidyl-prolyl cis-trans isomerase FKBP1A-like
Exons: 5
Coding region: 96-422 (108 amino acids)
Molecular function (GO): peptidyl-prolyl cis-trans isomerase activity
Source: RefSeq, a predicted model, not a curated record
CCUCCCCCCUCCCCCUUCAGCACGUUAGGUUACCGGGUUUGGGUGUGUGGCGGGGGAGGGGAGGGGAUUUGGUGGGUUAGUGGUGAAGCAGAGCCAUGGGAGUGCAAGUGGAGACAAUUACUCCCGGAGAUGGACGAACCUUUCCCAAGGCUGGGCAGUUCUGUGUGGUUCACUAUACGGGGUCACUGAAGGAUGGAACAAAGUUUGAUUCUUCUCGGGACCGAGCUCAGCCAUUUAAAUUUAAAAUCGGUGAAAAUCAGGUCAUCAAGGGCUGGGAAGAAGGAUUAGUUCAGAUGAGUGUUGGACAGAGAGCAAAACUAACCUGCACCUCUGACUAUGCUUAUGGAGCUGCUGGCCACCCUGGCGUCAUUCCACCUAAUGCUACUUUGAUUUUUGAUGUAGAGCUCUUGAGACUCGAGUGAAAUCAUUAUUCGGUUUGUCUCCUGCUUUUGGCACACAAACAUGAGCAAGCUUGAAGAUUGUGCAUUGAAUAUGCAGGGCUUGGCUAUAAUCACACUACAUUUACCUUCCCCAUCCACAACCUGCUGUAUGUCAGCAACAAAUCUGCUUCUCUCAUGUUCCUUUUGGGCUGUAACUUAAAACCUGAUGAUCUCAAUCUUGAACUUUAUUUUUUUAAUUUUUUAAAGAAAAUCAUGCUUUGCUUUCUGAUAAUUCUAAGUUGUGCAUGAUCAAGAAUGAACAUCAAGCUACCUGUUAGUAAAAAAGGACAGCUGAUCAUUUAUGACAUACUACUUAACAUUGAAUUGUUAAAGCAUAAGAUAACCAUUUUGAAUUGACUUGAUGCAUUGAAAAGCCAUUAUCUGAAUGAAACCCAGUGACAAUGUGGCCAUACAGAUUGCAAUCUUUUUAAACUUGUCCAUCUUUGUAUAGAAAUGAUUUACUAUUGUGACCUGCCUGUAUUGUCUAAACUUACUCCCAUGCUAAAUAGUAUCAACACAAAACUUGUCAUUGAGGAUUAUCCAAAAUUGGGGGUAAAAUUGAUCUGUGGUCAAAUAUAAGGUUUAUUUUUUGGAGGAAAGCUGGGAUCAAUUUACCUUCUGCCAGUACUUGCUUGAAUUUUUACAUACAGUACUUUUCUCUGCUUGUGUACAGCCCAAAUUUCCAAGUCAUUUUUAACUCCACAUGUUGUGAUUUCACCAAUAUCUCUUCCAUACUUAUUUGAUUCCAUGUGUGCUAGUAUCCUCAGUAGGGUCUGGUCUUCUAUUCUGUUUAACUUGCAACAAAGUGGUGCAUCCUGAAUGUUUAAAACCUGGCACUGGGUAGAAAUCAAGACUGAUUUUUUUAUUUUGGGAAAGAGGGCGCUAACACAUUUAACUUGUACAUUUCCAAAAAUGAUCAUUCCUUAAUACAAAUGGAUGAUUCUCACACUGGUCUGCAGAAGACAUCCAGUGAUGGCAUUGGUUGUGAAUCAUAGGAAAGGCAGCAAAAUCAUGGGGGCAGGCAACUCGUUAGUACUGAUUAAUGAUGUAGGGAUCACAGAAGUGUAAAUUAUACCAUUAUGAAGCUGGGCCUCUUGAGCGCUGUCAAUGGGAUAGAGAUACUGCACCUGUUCUAGAAUUAUUACAGGUUUCACUGUCACAUUAGGACAGUAACUUCUUCCUCUAAAAUCAUCCUUGCUUUCAUCCUUUUUCUUUGGAACAGCCAGUUCCCCUUUGUAACAAGUUAAAUAGUUGCUAGUGACAUAUUUGUAAGCAAGAGAUGCUGGUCAUCACCGCUGCCAUCCCACCUCAGUCCCUUCAGUGUGGCUUAUGAUCCUUUCAUUGCACAUAGCCCUGUGAUCAGCAAUUCAUUUUGGAACUCAUUGCUUUUACAAUAAAAUGCUUUCUACCA